Molecule: messenger RNA, 2496 nt
Organism: Paramisgurnus dabryanus
Lineage: Eukaryota; Metazoa; Chordata; Actinopteri; Cypriniformes; Cobitidae
Source: RefSeq, a predicted model, not a curated record
UUGCAACUAGGGUUGGGAAUCGAAUUUCGAUUCCAAUUCUGGAAUCGGAUCCAUAAGUAAGGAAUCGGAUCCUUGUUAUGAAAUUAAAAUUUCGAUUCCACGUUUCGAUUCCAGACCGCACGUCACGUGACCUAUAGCCAUCUGCGCGCAGUGCGUAGGACCGUCCGCUUGGAUACUGAAGCAGUCAGUUCGCAAUCGCACGAUGGACCGUGGUGGUAGGGCAGGAAGGCGCUCAAAAGUGUGGCUGCAUUUUGCACAGUCAGCAAAAGACAAAGCGAAAUGUAAUUAUUGUGACAAAAUAUUAUCUUGCACGACGGGUGUCACCAGCAACAUGGCAAAGCAUCUGCGGUUGGUGCAUCAAAUCGAGUUACAAGAAUGCACCGUGUUUGAUGCGUUGCGCACCCCGAGUGCCGACUCUGUGCACCCCGAGUGCUCUUCAGCCGCUGCCGGCAGAAGUGCGGUUGCAGCGCCGACACAUGAUCGUACACGUGAGACCCCUUUCUCCCUCGCGUUAAAAGGAAAACUCACGCAGGAAAAAACUGAGGAGUGUGACAGGUCGGUCACAAAAUUUAUAGUAAAAGGGCUGCAUGCAUUUUCUGUCGUUGAGUCGCCAUCAUUUAGGUAGGUGUUACAUUACGAGGGAAAAUUAUUUAAAAAUCAUUUAGCCUAGCCACAGCUAGCCUAGACAUAUUUAUUUAUUUUCAGAGCGAUGACCAGGGCGCUCAACGCAAAGUACACACCCCCUUCCAGAGACAGAUUGUCCAACAUCUUAAUACCUGCAUGGUACAAGGUAGAAAAGGCAAACUUGAUAACGGAGUUAACAACUGUAAGCAAAGUGGCCCUGACCAGCGAUAGCUGGACAAGUAUGUCCCAAGAUCAUUAUCUCACAGUGACAGCACACUACACUAUCAAAGGGGAAAUGAGACAGAAAGUUUUAAAAACCAAAGCAGUAUACCAAGCACAGACAGGGCAAGUUGUUGCUGAAGAAAUUAGUGAUAUUGUGCAAGAAUUUGGCAUAAUGGAUAAAAUAGAGGCUGUCACUGUGGAUAAUGCCGCUAAUAUGGAUGUGGCCAUAAAAAAGCUACAAUUCAUAAAGCUAGGUUGCUUUGCCCAUACUCUUAACCUUGGGGCUCAGACAAUCUAUUCAGUGGCGUCUGUGGCAAAAUGGACAGCAAAGAUCAGGAACAUUGUUGUUUGGAUGAAGAGAUCAUCUAUGGCAAAGACUGUGCUCCGGGAAAAACAACAGAUCCUUAAUUUGCCUGAACAUUCACUUAUCCUUGAUGUAAAGACCCGGUGGAAUUCCCUCUACUUGAUGCUGGAACGAUUCCUUGAACAGUAUCCUGCUAUUCAAGCAGCAAGCUUAGAUCCUCGUUUGAGAAAGCCAAUAGAGCGGGACAGACUUGCUCGUCUUACUGAUGAAGAUUUCAGCAAGGGGGAAGAGUUCAUCCAGCUGAUGAGAAUCUUAUACACAUCUACACUCUGUGUUUCUUCUGAGAAAAGCCCUACAUGUGGUCAGAUUUUACCGAUUUUUCAAAAGCUUGAGAAGCACUUUAGAGUUACAGAGAAAGACACAGUGUUUGUGUCCAGCAUUAAGCAAGCUGUCUGGGAAAACCUGUCCAAACGAUACCAGGUAAAUUCGAAUUUUGUAAGAAAAAAGAUUAAUAAGCUUGAAUCUUUAUUAUUAUUUUUUUUAAAUAAACUUAUUUUACAGGGGGAUGACAUCAGAUGCUUUCUUGAGGAGGCCACUGUAAUGGACCCUCGCUUUAAAGACAAAAUUGAGGACAGCACAACUGUCUGGGUCAGGAUAAAAGAGAAGUUGUUUGCAGCAAAUCGGUCUGAACAGCCAAGAGUGGAUUGUGGACAAGAAGUUGUGCAGUCAAAUGAGGAGAGAAGAAAUCAAAGAGAGGAUAGCGAGGAAGAGGACAAUCAUGAACCACCUCCUUGCAAAAAGGCCAUUAAAUCACCAUUGGAGGAACUUUUCGCAGCUGAUGAUGAAAUGAAAAUAAAAUCCACAGAGAGAAGCGCAUUGUCCAUAGAGAACCAAGUGAAUGCAGAGCUAAAGAUGUACCAAGACAUGCCACCAAUACUGACAUCUGGUGACCCUGUUGCCUGGUGGUGGACACAAACGAACACAUAUCCUUUACUCUCAAAUCUUGCUUCUUCCUAUUUAUGUGUGCAGGCCUCUUCAACACCAAGCGAAAGGGUUUUCUCCACUGCUGGAGACACCAUUUGCCCUGAGAGGUCUCGUAUACUUCCAGAAAAGGCAGAUAUGUUGAUUUUUCUAAAUAAAAACUGUUAAGCUCUGGUGGCAACUGUAUACCUCUGUUUGCACUUUAAAUAAGUUCAAGUGCACUUUGUACACUUUAUUAGAUCGCAGCCUACAAGUGUUGUGUAUUAAAAGCUUUAAUUUAAAGGUUAUGUAGCUGUUUGUUUUUAUGUAUCCUCCUUUUAUGUGUUCAGCUGUAAUUGCACAAAAUAAAUAUUUUUGAUUUAUAA